AUGUGUAUUACCUAUUUUACUUUUACAUUAUCAACGUUUAUUGCACCAUUUGUGGUAAGCUAUUUGACAGCUAAAUGGGCAAUGUUUUUUGCAAGCGUAUUGUAUACAACAUUUAUGCUUGCAUUUAUGCUUAUCAACAGCUAUAUCUUUUAUAUUACAUCUGCUUUAAUGGGUUUUGCAGCUUCUCUUAUUUGGACCGGUCAUGGUGUUUAUAUGAAAGAAAUAACAACGUCAGGUAAUGAAUCACGAAAUAGCGGUCUUCAUUGGGGCAUCAAUUUCAUAAGCCUUUUGUUUGGUGGCGUACUUUUACUUGUGAUAUUCAAUAAGAAUGGAGAAGCAGAAAUGAUAUCAGUGGAACUGAUUAGGCAAAAGUGUAAAAUUGUUUACCGACAUAAAGGUGUACCUAUUAGCUGUGGAUGCUUUGUUAGUUUCGUAAGUAAACAUAUCAACAACUUUGGUUACAUGCCGACAAUGUUCAUGGCUUUACCAUUGUAUCUAGCAGGUUGUUUGAAUGUCUGCUUAUAUUUUCCUAAAUAUGCAAAUUUGGGGCCGACGAAUGAUGCGACGUACUUAUCACCAAGCCUCUCCAUGUGGCUUAUCAUUGGAAUGUUGAUAUGCAUUAGUGAUAGUUUUUGGAAUACGCUACGAACGGCUGUCCUUACGAAAAUGUACAGUCAUGAUAGUUCGUCGCAAAUUUUUGCAUUAACAUUGUCAGUUCAACCGGUUGGUGCUUUAUCGUCUUAUGGUUUUGUGGUAAAUAAGCGGAAUUUAGAUAUUUCGAAUACAUACAAGGAAAGAAUGUCGGAAACAUCGGAUCCUGUAACCGUAACAACAGCAAUAGCAACGGCGAAUAAUGCAGAAGAGCAUGAUUCAUCAUCAUCGUAUCAUACGGUAUCCAAGAGUAUACGAUUCUCGUCUGAUGCUUCUUUGCCGGAUGGAGAAGUUACGCAUAAGGGAAAAGAUCUCGUCUCAGUAUGCAUUUGA
Messenger RNA from Acanthocheilonema viteae, 984 nucleotides. The record is from the annotation of a GenBank genome assembly. NCBI's taxonomy places the organism in Eukaryota, Metazoa, Nematoda, Chromadorea, Rhabditida, Onchocercidae.